Molecule: messenger RNA, 2437 nt
Organism: Lolium rigidum
Lineage: Eukaryota; Viridiplantae; Streptophyta; Magnoliopsida; Poales; Poaceae
Product: SH2 domain-containing protein A-like
Exons: 12
Coding region: 1-2124 (707 amino acids)
Biological process (GO): signal transduction; regulation of transcription by RNA polymerase II
Molecular function (GO): RNA polymerase II cis-regulatory region sequence-specific DNA binding; DNA-binding transcription factor activity, RNA polymerase II-specific
Source: RefSeq, a predicted model, not a curated record
AUGGCGGCGCCGCCGGCGGAACCCUGCGGGAUGGACGGCUACCUCGGCCUACGCGACGUGCGGGUCGAGCUUAACCUAGGAGCGGCACGAGGCGGCGGAGAAGGAGGUUCGAGCGGGGGCGGCGGCUUCACCGUCUGCUUCUGGCUCUACCUCUCCGGCCCCGCGAGACCUUCCUCCGUGAUCCUCCACCAGAUAACUGCAGGGGGUGACAACAAGCUGCCAUUUCUCGCUUUAAGCGAAGGAAAUAGGCUGCUUCUCUUCCCAUUGCUGAGGUUGCAUAAAGAAGCUCCUGGCGCUAGUUCCUAUCCAUGGACUGACACGACCAAUAUAUCGGCUGUAAAUGAAUGCCCUCUUGAGAAGUGGGUACACAUUGGAUGCGAGGUUACUGAAAAUGUUAUGCGCCUCCACAUUGAUGGUGAUCUAGUUUCCGAGACCCAUCUUUGUGCGCUCCCUAGCGAGCCAGACAAUCAAGAUGAUGCAUACCAAAUUUGCUUAGUUGGAAAUAGUGACAAGGUCGAAGGCUAUGUCUACAAUAUUCAAGUGCUAUCUAUGCUAGGAACCAUACACAAGCAAUAUACAGAGAAUACACCAUCUAAGUUAUCUAUUGACUACUCAUGCUGCGAUGGAAUCGAGGUGGGCGAUGACGGCAUUUGGUGCAUUGUGGGUGGAAAGGCUUCUUGUCGGAGGAACUUCAUUAUGGAAGUAGUACUAACAAAUGCUUUUGGUGAACCUGUGAACAAGGAUACACAGAUUGUUGCUUCACUUGUCUAUGCUGACAAUGGAGCAGUAGUCGAAAAAUCAAGGGAUGAUGCAGAACCUCCCCUGCUGAUUGCCUUUGAAGGACUUGAAUACCCAGCUAAAAGCAGGCCUCUUCCAAUUCUCCGUGGGCGUGCACUAUUUAAGCUCAAGAUAUCUCAGCUAUCUUCUAAAUGUGACAACAAGCUGUUUCGCAUUUAUUUCUCUACACUUCACGUGCAAAAAUAUCCUUUUCUGGAGGCAUCUUCCAAACCAGUUCGCUGUAUAUCUCGAGGCCGUCCCAACCGUCCAAUGGGUCCUCGAAAACGGACAAGUUCUGCAACAGUUGGUGAAAUUCAAUCAGUCAACAAUCAUCAAGGGUUUGGUCGUGAUGGCAAAGUAAACGCUUGCUUACAGUCUCAUGAUCUGGCGUGUUUGCAUCCGUCCAAGUUUCUCAAGGUAGAAGUUGAUGGCAUAGAGACUCACAAAAUAGCAACCCAGAGUGAGCAGGACAGAAAAUUGGUGUUGGAAACACCAAGUGUCACCAGAACUGACUCUACAACAUCUGACUCCGACAGCAUUGACGGGGGGAGUUCUUGGAGUGGAUCAGAUAGGGAUGAAGUUGAAACUUUUUCGGAUGCUAUGGUCUUCAGAUAUUGUCUAGAAGGCACAUGUGAGCGGUCAACUUUUCUUAAAGGUGCAGCUUCUUCUAUCAAUGUGGAUGACUUGAUAGCACUUGCAAAUCAGGUCUCUUUGUAUAGUGGAUGCUCCCAUCACAGAUACCAAAUAAUUAUUUCAAAGCAAUUGCUCGAAGAGGGCGCUGACACUUGGAGCAUAAUUUCAAAGAACAAGGAGCGUGCUCUGUGGUCAUCUGCGGUUCCUGAAAUCGUGGCAAAAUUUAUGGACAUUUCCCGUUCUGCAAAUAGAGGUUUGUCAGAACAGGAUUUGGAGGUUCUAAGAGGAAUUGCCGGCUGUGGUGAUGAUCUUGGAAGGGACGAAUUUGAUAGGCUAUGGUAUUGGCUAUACCCAGUGGCUGCUUCUCUUUCCAAAGAUAAAAUCAACAACCUGUGGGCUUGCACAGAACCUGUAUGGAUAGAUGGAUUGAUUACUAAAGAGGAAGCUGAAAAUGCGCUAAGAAGUUCGAGGGAACUGAUCAGGAAGCCGGGAACAUUCAUUCUCAGAUUCCCUACAACACGAAGUUGGCCACAUCCCGAUGCUGGAAGCCUUGUUGUGACCUAUGUUGGCUUUGAUAACUCAAUUCAUCACAGACUUCUCUCCCUAGAUUUCAGCGCUGCUAGGGCUGGGAGCCUACAAGAUUUGCUGCUGCAGGAACCUGAAUUACUCCAGCUAGGCAGGGUUGAUCGCCUACCAACUGCCAUGAGAAAUUAACCCAGUGUGCUAUGGGAGGCAAUGCAGCAAGGUGAAGUUAUCUGUUGUCGGAGAAGGUGAAUAGUUGAUGGCAUGCUUCCGAAGGGGCAAAGGCGGCCACAAGAGCAGUUAGUCGGUUUCCUGUUAGAUUUUUUGCCUGCACAAAUGUGUAAAUGUAGCGAUUUAUCUGAAACAGAUGAUCCUACUGUAGAGUUAGGCAUGAUGUAAGUCAAACUUGAAGGUUUGAUAUGUUGUAGUUCAUGUAUACAAGCUGACAGUCUGGAAUGUAGAUUAUUUUUGCAAAGUUGCCUGCACAUCCCAUUCUCAUGUCGAA